This is a messenger RNA of Vicia villosa (hairy vetch), 3273 nucleotides long. RefSeq lists its product as uncharacterized. Bases 1 to 3273 code for a protein of 1090 amino acids. The record is from RefSeq and is a predicted model, not a curated record. The transcript is spliced from 5 exons. Gene Ontology annotation, molecular function: DNA helicase activity. Gene Ontology annotation, biological process: DNA repair; telomere maintenance. NCBI's taxonomy places the organism in Eukaryota, Viridiplantae, Streptophyta, Magnoliopsida, Fabales, Fabaceae.
AUGGAAUCAGAACGUCUCAAUUGGUUGCGAAAAAAUCAAUCCAAGUUAAGGGUCAGAAAAUACAAUAAUUUGCAACGAAGGUGUGAGCAAGGAGACCAGAAUCCAGGUAACAAACAAGGUAAACGUGUUGUUCUACCAUCUUCUUUUGUGGGUAGCAAACGAUACAUGGAUCAACUUUACUUCGACGGUAUGGCAAUUUCAAGCAGAUUGGGGUUCCCAGAUUUGUUUAUCACCUUCACAUGCAACCCAAAUUGGCCUGAGAUUACACGGUUGCUGUCCCCGAAAAAUUUAAAACCUCAUGAUAGGCCUGACAUUGUUGCCAAAGUUUUCAACAUCAAGUUUAAAGAGCUUAUGGUUGAUUUAACAAAAAAACGUAUUCUUGGGAAAGUUUUGGCAUUUAUGUAUACAAUUGAGUUUCAAAAGCGAGGCUUACCCCAUGCCCACAUUUUGAUCUUCUUGCACCCCCAAAGCAAGUAUCCAACACCGUCCGACAUUGAUAACAUCAUUUGUGCCGAGAUUCCUGAUCCUGCACUUCAUCCUGCUUUAUACGCAUUGGUAAAAUCACAUAUGAUACAUGGACCGUGCGGUCUUUCGCGGCCUAAUUCACAAUGUAUGAGAAAUCAGCAAUGUUCUAAAUAUUAUCCAAAAAAUUUCAUCGAAGAUACAGUUUUUAAUGCUGAAGGUUAUCCAUUAUAUAGAACAAGAUCCAACACCCAUGUAAUUACAAAAAAUAAUAUUAGGUUGGAUAAUAGAAAUGUGGUCCCCUAUAACACUCGGUUAUUGUUGAAAUAUCAAGCACAUAUUAAUAUGGAAUGGUGUAACCAAUGCACUUCUAUCAAGUAUCUAUUCAAAUACGUUCACAAAGGAUAUGACAGAAUCGGUGCAAGUGUGGUUGCUUCUAAGUUAAACACCGGACUACAGCAUGAAUGUGUAGAUGAGAUCAAACAAUAUCUCGAUUGUAGGUAUGUUUCUCCGAGUGAGGCGUGUUGGCGAAUAGUUUCAUACAAGGUUCAUGGGAGGAAACCUGCUGUUGAGCGAAUGUUUUUCCAUCUCAUUGGUGAAAAGGCUGUCUAUUAUAAAGAUUGUGAACAAAUGGAGCAUGUCUUAGAGAGUGCAAGCGUAACAGAAUCUAUGUUCACGUCUUGGCUGGUAGCAAAUGCAACAUAUGAGGAAGCCCAGUCAUUAACAUACGGUGAAUUUGUUACAAAGUUUGUUUAUGUUAAGAGAAACAGAUUGUGGAAGCCACGAAAAAUAGGGUUCACUAUCGGACGUUUGGUGUGGGUUCCACCGACAACCGGGGAACUUUUCUAUUUGCGAAUGAUGUUGACGGUGGCUAAGGGACCAACUUGCUAUGAAGAUAUCAGGAAGGUCGGUGAAACACAAUAUGACACCUUUCGAGAAGCAUGCUUUGCAAUGGGAUUCUUAGAUGAUGAUCGAGAAUACAUAUGUGCGUUAAAGGAGGCAAGUGCUUGGGGGACAUGUCAUUAUCUUAGAAAGCUGUUUGUUGUUAUGCUCCUAUCAGGUGCUGUAAACCGUCCUGCCCAUGUAUGGAAAGAAUCAUGGAUUAUAUUGUCCGAUGGUCUCUUGUACGAGCAAAAACUAAUUGCCAACGAUCCAGAUUUAACAUUACCGGAUGACGCAAUCCAGCAGCUGACAUUGAUAGAGAACGAAAAAAUGCUGCAACUGAACCAUCGUACCCUACAUGAUUUCAAGCCCAUUCCUUAUCCGAAUGACUAUGUUAUUCAACAACUGGGAAACCGGCUUAUAUACGAUGAAAGACAGUACAAUAUCCAGGACAUGAAGGCGGAAUUUGAUAACCUAUUCAAAUGUCUCACUGAUGAACAGAGGAAGAUUUACGACCAAAUCAUGGAUGCCGUUAACAAACAACAAGGUGGUGUCUUCUUCCUGCACGGUUAUGGCGGAACCGGUAAGACAUAUAUGUGGAGAACACUUGCAAGUGCAUUGAGAUUUAAGCAUGAGAUUUGUCUUACUGUUGCAACAAGUGGGAUAGCAUCUCUUUUGUUGCCAGGGGGUCGUACAGCUCAUUCAAAGUUCAAGUUGCCAGUUCCAUGUCUCGAGAACUCAACUUGCAAAAUUAAUUUCAAUGACCCUAGCGCUGGUCUUCUAAGGGAGGCAAAGCUAAUUAUAUGGGACGAGGCACCAAUGGCACACAAAUAUUAUUUUGAAACGCUGGACAGAACUUUGAAGGAUGUCAGGAGUAAUUACGGUAACUCCGAAACUAUUUUCGGAGGGAAGGUUGUGAUUUUUGGUGGGGAUUUUCGUCAGAUAUUACCCAUUGUACCCGGAGGAAGCCGUUCUGACAUUGUCCAUUCAGCAAUUAACGCUUCUUACAUUUGGCAUUAUGUUAAAGUCUUGAAUUUGACAAAAAACAUGCGUCUAUCCUCCGGAUCAACUGAAGAAGAUAAAAAGGAAAUUGCGGAUUUUUCAGAUUGGCUUUUAAAGAUAGGAGAGGGAAGAAUUUCAGAACCUAACGACGGUUAUGCUAACAUUGACAUCCCGCCCGAACUGUUAAUUACAGACUUCGAUGACCCUAUUCUAGCCAUCGUGGAGAGUACAUAUCCUGAUUUCUUAAAUUGUUACCAAUCGUGUGAUUAUCUAAAAAAUAGGGCCAUUCUUGCUUCCACUUUGGACAUUGUUGACAAUAUCAAUGACCAUAUCCUUGCGAUGAUACCAGGGGAAAUAAGAGAUUACUACAUCUCUAACUCAGUUGAUCGAUCAGAAAUCCAUGACAGCAACAUUCUUCAGGUGCUUAGCCCAGAAUUCCUCAGCUCUUUAAGAACUUCUGGCCUACCCAACCAUCACUUAAAGUUAAAGGUUGGAACACCAAUCAUGCUUAUGCGAAACAUUGAUCAAUCCCAAGGUCAAUGUAAUGGGACAAGGCUUAUAGUAACUAAUAUGGCUGCUCAUGUGCUUGAGGCCAAGUUGAUGGGUGAUAACAAUAAUGGGAAGGUUAUAUAUAUCCCGCGAAUGGAUAUGUCCCCGUCUCAAUCUCCUUGGCCAUUCAAGUUAUCGAGACGUCAAUUUCCGGUUAUUGUAGCCUACGCCAUGACCAUUAACAAAUCACAAGGCCAAUCGUUGGAUUGGGUUGGACUCUAUAUACCUCGGGAUGUUUUCACACAUGGACAAAUUUAUGUUGCCGUUUCACGAGUUACAACUAAAAAAGGUAUCAAGAUAUUGAUACAUGAUGAUAAAAACAUUCCAAAGCUUUCAACAUGUAAUGUUGUAUAUAAGGAAGUUUUUAACAACAUUUAG